AUGAUGACCAAAUCCCAAAGAAACCCAAAGUUUUAUUUAGCCGCACUAGUAGCUACUUCAGCAGCAGUGCUUUCUUACAAAAUAUACGAGACCUUUUAUAAACCAGCCGAUAAUCAUCAAAAAAGCGAUGAAGAGGCCGAAGAAGGUGAAAAAUGCGAUAAACAGCAGCUAAAACCAUCAACAAUAACGAUAUCAAAGAAAUUCCUAAAUAAAUCAAUAGCGGUAACAUUAUCCUCGCUGUUUUUAUCGUCGACGCUACCUUUACAAGAGUUGCUAGCCACGAAUGAAAAAUUAAUCUAUAUCAUUCCACCUAAUUUGAAUGAAGACGACGUGGGACUACUGAACCAAGGCAAAGCAAACACCUCACCCUCCUCCACCACCUCGCAGUAUUUACCACCAAACUUUAAAAUUUUGAAAUGCUCAAACAUGCAGGGAUAUCUACAAAUAUUGAAAAAUUUAAAGCCAGACUGUUUACUAUUGUGCAGUGAUGACUUGGGGAUAAAUAACUUUAAUGGAUCUCAUGUUUCUCGAGAUUUGAGCAAUUUCAUAAAGAACAUAAUCAAUAUUGAUCAGGAUCAAGAUGUGUUGACCCAAAUUAAACCAGUUUUUAAUUGA
This is a messenger RNA of Lodderomyces oxycetoniae, 615 nucleotides long. RefSeq names its product Pex22p (gene PEX22). NCBI's taxonomy places the organism in Eukaryota, Fungi, Ascomycota, Pichiomycetes, Serinales, Debaryomycetaceae. The coding region runs from base 1 to 615 and encodes 204 amino acids. The record is from RefSeq and is a predicted model, not a curated record. The transcript has a single exon.